CAGUAGGUGCAGCCCAGCUGUGUUACAUAGGGAAACGGAACCUCUUCAUACAGAAACCAUGGUGAGGGUACAGCAGUCCUGCAUUUGACGUGUCUCUGUAGCGGCAGCUGAAUGUUUGACUGCAAGAAAAGUCCAGAGCAGAGAGGGCUGACUUCCUCUCAGGGUUUAUCCGAGAUGGAAGGUGAUAACAAACACCAAGGCUGAUAGUGUGGUGAAAGGAGAAAGAAAAUCAUGGCUGACGAACUUGGGCAGUCACCCAAGGGUUGGACUGAAUCUCAAGUAAGCACCUGGCUAAGGUCUUUUGGAGUGAAGGAGCAGUAUAUAGAAAAGAUCUAUGAGGAAGAAGUAGAUGGACAGAUCCUACUUGCACUGGAUGAGGACUUUUUGAAGUCAAAGAUUUGCAUGAAAUCAGGGCCUGCUCUUUUGAUUAUUCAAAAGAGAAAUGAGCUCAUCAGCUCCAAACAGAAGUCUCAAGAGAAGAAAAAGACCACCAGUGGCAAAACAACUGAGUUGGAACAGAAAUCAGUUCAGUGUUUUCCUACAACAACUGAAAGUCCUUCAGCACAGACUCCUCAGAGAGAUCCAAAUGUCUUGAAGGACAGACAAACAGGCCAAGAACAAAGUGUGUUGACGUCAAAGGAAGACUGCAGACCACGCCCAUUUGAUCAAGAAGGGAUUGAUUUCAUAUAUGUAAAGCACAGUGUCCUGCAACCUGAAUCAGGUGCUUUUGACCUAAUAUCUCCAUGCCAUGAGUUUAAGUCUCUUGCUUCAGCUGCUCAAUUGGAUCGCACAAGACUCCAGGCUAAGUUUGCCAAAGAGGUCCUUAAAUUUGCGGCUGGUUGUAUGAAUAUCCGAACAAAUGGCACAAUACACUUUGGUGUGAUGGACAGCAAGGAGGAUGCAGGAUACGUGCAUGGUGAGAUCAUUGGUAUCCCUGUAAAAGACAAAGACAUUUAUGUAGAUGCUUUGGACUACAUUGAAAGGAGUUUCUCCUCGAACGAGGAACAUGUACGCCAGUGUGUGCGGCCACCAAGGUUCAUUGAGGUUAUGGAUCGAGAAAGUACAGAAAAGAGGUAUGUGGUAGAGGUUGACAUUGUGCCUUCAAUAGGUAUUGUUAAGAGCAAGGUGUAUUCGGUUCGUCUGCCAAACUUCAAAGAGUCAACCAACAAAGUAGAAUUUGAGAAAGAAAUGAUUCUGCGGAGGGUGGGUUCAAAAACAGAGCCAGUAAGCGACAAAGACCGAAGUGAUUUUUAUGAGCGAGUCAAAGAUCGGGAUGCCCAAAGAGAAGAAGCAGAGAAAGGUCAGUUCUUCAGCGCUCCAGAAUUCUGCCAAGACCUUGGAAGGAAACUCAAAAUGCUAAUGACUAGUGGGAAGAAAUUAAUUGAAAAGGAGAAAUGGUUCAUACUCGUCACAAACAAAUUCAAACCUGAGGACCUCUGCAACAUUGACUGGCUGCUUAACAUGAACUUAUUCUGUGUGUUUGACUUUGACCCAGACUCAAAGAUUUCAGGUCUUUGCAGUAAAUACCUUCAGCAUCACGCUGCAAACAUGUCUUUGCAGUAA
Molecule: messenger RNA, 1563 nt
Organism: Epinephelus moara (kelp grouper)
Lineage: Eukaryota; Metazoa; Chordata; Actinopteri; Perciformes; Serranidae
Product: sterile alpha motif domain-containing protein 9-like
Exons: 3
Coding region: 232-1563 (443 amino acids)
Cellular component (GO): cytoplasm
Molecular function (GO): protein binding
Source: RefSeq, a predicted model, not a curated record